Argiope bruennichi is the source of this 8210-nucleotide messenger RNA. RefSeq names its product unextended protein-like. The transcript is spliced from 7 exons. Bases 6 to 3023 code for a protein of 1005 amino acids. Gene Ontology annotation, biological process: magnesium ion homeostasis; transport. Lineage: Eukaryota; Metazoa; Arthropoda; Arachnida; Araneae; Araneidae. Gene Ontology annotation, cellular component: plasma membrane. Gene Ontology annotation, molecular function: transmembrane transporter activity. The record is from RefSeq and is a predicted model, not a curated record.
AUAACAUGGCUCGUAAUGGAUGGUGCUCACAAAAAGCUAGUUUGUUUUGGUUUCUUACAGCAUGCAUCGCGCUAUGUGGACUACCGGAAUGUGCUUUUUCAAAAUUCAUGCAUUCGAAUCGGUUCAUCCCUAUGGCUCAUCGAGCGAAACAUAAUGCAAAUGCUACAUUGUCUAGUAGCCAAACAGUUACAAUUCAUUUAGAAGGUGUUGACCUCCACACUAAUUCAUUAUUAGCAAUCACUAGAGAAGAAGGAAAGUUUGGAAGUCCAUGCAAUGAGUCGUAUUUUGUUAUGAAAGAUAUUCCUGUUCUGAGCGCUGACGGAUCCUCCGGAGACAUCGAAGUGAAUGAAGCACUCCACGCGGAACUGAGACUCACCUCAUGGCAUCUCUGCCUUCGUCAACAAACUCCGAAAAACGGCCAGUGGACACACAUAGGAAAAUAUGAAAGAUAUCCAUUAUCUUAUGAAAGACGAAGUGAUAGUAGCAAACCUUCUUCUUUCUCUGCUGAGCGAAAGAUAACUACCUCAAAUGCCUUCAAGUUAUACAAUGAAACAAGAAUUUUUGGUCUCCGAGCUGAAGGUGAUCGAGUUUAUAUUACAGAAGAAGGUGUUACAAAAGUACCUGCAAGUGUUAACUUCACCCUUCGAAUAUUUGGAAUUCAUUUUUCCAAUCGAACCCAGUUGGCUUUUACGGGGAGUAAAUCAGUUUGUGAGAAAGUUACUAAAAUCGUUCAAGUAACGAAUAGAAAUGUAUUAUCUGACACUGUUUUAGAAAUAAUAGUUUCUCUACCUCUAGUCGAAGAGAUUGAAAGCUAUUAUAUAUGUGUCAAAAGAGAAAGAGAAAACUCGGAAGCUGGAAUAUGGGAACAUCAAGGAGACACUGCGUGGUUAAAGAUGGAGCCAGUUGGACGUAUACUUCCUAUGUGGCUUCAGAUCGUUAUAAUUUGCACGCUUUUAAUUUUGUCUGGAUUAUUCAGUGGACUUAAUCUUGGACUUAUGGCCUUAGAUCGAACCGAACUUCAAGUAAUUGAAAAUUGUGGUACUGAAACUGAGAAAAAAUAUGCGCGUGUAAUUUCUCCUUUGAGAAAACGCGGCAAUUAUCUUUUGUGUUCUUUGCUCUUGGGUAACGUGUUAGUAAACAGCACGUUGACAAUCCUUUUGGACGAUCUGACCUCUGGUAUAAUCGCUAUUGUUGGAUCCACCAUCAGCAUUGUAGUCUUUGGUGAAAUUAUUCCUCAAGCUAUUUGCUCUCGCCAUGGGUUGGCUAUUGGAGCGAAGACAGUCUAUGUCACGAAGUUAUUUAUGCUCGCUACAUUUCCCUUGUCAUAUCCCAUCAGCAAAAUCUUAGAUUGCGUUCUUGGCGAGGAGAUAGGAAAUGUGUAUGAUCGAGAACGGCUUAUGGAAUUCAUUCGAGUCACCAAAGAUUACAACAAACUUGAAAAUGAAGAAGUGAACAUAAUAUCUGGCGCAUUAGAAUUAAAAAAGAAAACAGUUGCGGAUGUAAUGACGCAGAUAGAUGACGUCUUUAUGAUUCCUUACGAUGCAGUUCUAGAUUUUGAAACCAUGUCUGAAAUUAUGAAACAAGGAUAUUCUCGAAUCCCUGUUUACGACGGUGAUCGUAAUAAUGUAGUUGCUUUGCUCAAUAUUAAAGAUUUAGCUUUUGUAGAUCCAGAAGAUAAUUCUCCAUUAAAGACAGUUUGUGAAUUUUAUAACCAUCCUAUUAAUUACGUGUUUGAAGAUGAAACCUUAGAUGUUAUGCUCAACGAAUUCAAAAAAGGUCGCUCGCAUAUGGCUUUCGUUAGACAUGUGAAUAAUGAAGGAGAUGGAGAUCCAUUCUAUGAAAUAAUUGGUGUUGUCACUUUAGAAGAUGUUAUUGAAGAAAUAUUACAAUCCGAAAUAAUCGAUGAAACUGAUGUUUUAACUGACAAUCGUAAGAAGCAAAGAAGGAAAGAAGCUCAAAUCAAGCAAGAUUUUUCAGAUUUUGCAAAACUAGGCAGUGGUCAACAAGGGACAAAUAUAAUAUCACCUCAGCUUGCUUUAGCUACAUAUCAGUUCCUUUCAACAUCUGUGGAGCCUUUCCGCAACAUUUACCUGUCUGAAACCGUUUUAAAACGUCUCAUGACUCAAAACAUAUUUUUUAAAACGAAGCAAAAUAAAGAUGGUUAUAAUGCACCUUGUAGCACUCUGUAUCAAGCUGGAAAACCAGCCGAUUACUUUAUCCUGAUUUUGGAAGGUCGUUGUCGUGUAACUGUUUGUAAGGAAAACCUUGUUUUUGAAACUGGACCUUUCAGCUAUUUUGGAAUACCAGCAAUCACAGUUAAUACAACUUCAGGUGACACAUCUUCUCAAAGUCAUAUGCAAAGUCUUAGCAGCAUAUCUAUUAGUCCUGAAAAUCCAGUAUCAAAAACAUUCAUUCCAGAUUACACUGUUGUAACCAUUUCGGAAACACUUUACAUGAAGAUUCAUUGGGCUGUAUAUCUUGCAGCUUAUCGAGCAACUCUAAUGGAACGUCAUCAUAAACUAGACCCAGAUAGUGAAGAAAUAUUUAAUAACAACUGGGAGCAGGAUCUCCAGUUUUCGUCAUCUGGUUCCUUGAAUCAUAUGCAGCCAGAUGCUAUUGCAAUAACUACAACUUCCUCUCAAAGCAACGCUAAAAGAAGUGGACAUAGCCCUAUUAUGAAUAGAGCUCCGAAUGCUAAUGAUCCCAAAAGACGUGCAAGUGUUGAAGUUGGAUGCAUCAACCGUUGCCCUGAUGUAAUCGUUGCAGAUGGAAUUUUAAAAAAUCAAAUAAGUAGGGAGUCGUUAGUCAAAACUGGCCUUCAUUCUAAUGUUUCUGAAAUACCUAUGAUUGAUUUGCCCCAUAACUUGAACAGUGUUGCAGAGGAUGAAAACUGUGAUUCUGUUGAAGUAGUUGUUAGUAAAAAAUUAAAAGAUGGCAUCGCUGGCAAAAAGAAAAAUUCUGUCAACGGAACAGCUGAGCAAACGAAUGAAAGAACCAGGCUAUUGUAUCCAUCUGAAGCUUAAAAUUAAUGUUCCAGUUCACAUGUUAAAAAUAUAUUUAAGUACUAUUUUGGCAAAAUAUGCAUUACCCGAUAAGGAAAAUUUUAGGAAUUUAUAAAAAUCCUUUACCUUAAAGUUUCUAAUGUUAUCAUCUAGUUUAAGUAUGCUGAAACUGUGAAAACAUUUUUCAAAUUAUUUUUGAUUAUGAUAUGUCGUUAUGUAAAUCAUACUUUUAUGAAAGUCGAUAGGCAUUGCGCUAGAUUAAUAGCAUUAAUUUUAAAACUUUAUUGAAUAAGGUGCUGAUAAAUUUCUUGUUGAAGCUUUUAUUUAUUAUUGUUAUGCUGUAAUAUUAUUUUGUUAUUGUUAUUAUGCUAAUGCUUGCAUUUAUUCUACAAAUUUACAUUUUAAGAAUUUAAUCUUUUGUGUAUUAAAAUUAUUUUUCUCUUCUUAAAAUAACAUGGGUAGCAUGAAAAUAGUCUUUGUUAUGUAUAAAAACAACGAAGAUAAUUCUUUAUUAUUUCUGUCAUACUUGAAAACACUUUUAACCUUAUAUAGUUAUAGGUAAAUUUUGAGAAUGCUAAAUUAUUUUUUUCAAUAGAUCAUAAAGACUUUUUAAAAAUACUCUUUUGUUUUACGCUUUAAUAUUUUUUAAAAAGUUAUCUACGAAAUGACUGAAUUAUAAAAUUAAAUAGAUAAAGUAGAAGCUGAAAAAAUUAAUGUACAAAAAAUAAGAGGAGGAAAUUUUACUGGAAAGAGCUAAUGAUUUUUUAACAAUAUUUAUGUUCAAAACGCUUUCAAUUUUUACCUAAUUUUGUAUUAAUUGCUUUGAAUAAAAAACGAAUCAUCGUAAUUAUUUUUUAUGCUAUUUUUAAAGAAUGGCGAUCAAUACUAAUUUUGAGGAAAAGUUCGAAUAAAUUUCUUUAUUAAUUGUGAAAUGUCCAUAUGCUUUAAAUCGAAAUUUGAGUAGCUCCUAAUUAGUUUUGAUAUCAAUAUGCUCUCAUAUAACAGAAAUCUUAACUUUUUGUAGUUUAAGAGGCAGUGCAUUAGUCUCAUAAUUACUCUUGAUUGGUCAAAAAGAGAAAGGCAUAUUUUUUCUACAAGAAAGUUGGAUUUUAAAAUUAGUUUGAGGAACUAGUUUUUAGAAUUAAUAAAUUAUCAAGAAAUUCAGUAUAUUUUCGAAUUAAUAGCGUGUUAAAUUAUAUUAACAUAGAAGAUAUGUGAAUGCUUUUUUUUCUGAAUUCCCCGUCUUUUAAAAUGUUUGUGAAAGAUGUAUUAUCCGGUUAUGUUUAGGGGGGGGGGUCUAUAAGAAUGUGAUUUUUGUCCUUGUCUACAAAAAAUAUUGUAAUUUAUUAUUUCGCAUUAAUGUACUUUAUACCCUCUUGGUAAGCUUUUAAUAUCUGAUAUAUUUUACAAAUAAUGAAUCAAAAUCUUAGUGUUUUUAUAUCUUCUCAUUUACCACUAUAUAAUAAUAGCAUGUUCUUCAUAGUCAUGCAUAGCAUUUAUGGCGGAAUGUUCUCAAUGUGGAAUGUACUGUAGAGAGAAGUACGUUUUUAUUUGAGUUAUAAAGUCUGUGACUAUGCUACAUAACAGGAUUAGUUUUACUAAACAACUAUUUUAAAUGUGAAUGACUAAAUAAUAGAAAUUAUUUUAUGAAAUUUAUUGUGCAAGAUUCAGGUUGUUCAGUUUGAACUGUAUCAAAUUGUACUUAUCUCAAUCUAGGUCACUAAUAUUACAAAUAUAGAAGGAAAUAGAUUACUUGUAAAAAUGCAAAGUAGUCCUCUCAUAAACAAAAUAUACUUAGGUGCCUUCACUUUAUGUGUCAAUUAUAAAUCAUGUUGGAUACAGAAAGAACUGUCUCAUGAAAAUGUAAUUUGUAGGAAGUGCAUUUCAUAUUGGAAACAUUUUAGUUUAUAGAGCUUUUUAUCAUACGUUAUAUUUAGAAAUUCACCAAUUUGAAACAUGUCAAAUCAAAACUUCCAUUUUACAUAGUAAUUUCAGGCAUCAUUAUGUAAAUAAGUGUAUCAUAACAUUUCUGUAAAAAUAAAAUAUAUAUUUGUGUGAAUUUAGAAUUUGAAAGAGGUUAUUAAAAAUAAUUCUCUUUGUCAAUGGGUUUUAGUACCUGUACUGUGAUAUAUUAGUAUUUCAUUGCGUGUGUCAUUAUGCAAAUUAUUUUUCAUAUCUCUGUAUGUAUAAUUUAAGGAUGUGUUGUAUUUGAAUUUUACUUUUUCAUUGUAUAAUGUUCUUAUGUCAUUGUACUUAGUGGUAUUUCUUUCGAAGGUGAUUAAGAAAUAGUUGCAUUUAAAAUACAUUUUUUGUGUAUGUAGUACUUUUACUUUAGAUAAUGUAUGAUGCUAUUUAUAUUUUUUACUGUUAAUGUUUCUAUGAUUAAUUUUUAAGAAAAUGGCAAAAUUUUAUAAUUAGCUUAAAGCAUAGUUCUUUAAAUUUGAAAAGGUAGAUAUAAAAUAGUUUAGUUUCAAUUCUUUUUUAUAUAAGUUUAUUUGUAUGUAUAAUUCUUUGCUUAUUAAUUAUAUUAUGAAUAGUAUGUAAUAUUGUUAUUAUAGCAAAAUAUUUUAGAGGGAAAAUUAUGGUGCCAAAAAUUUUUAUUCUAGGAUUUGAUAUAGUACAUUAUAAUGCAGUCGUGUUACAUGAUAUUUUGUUGUUAUUGCUUUAAGUCUGAUUUUAAAAUUUGUUUUUUUACAUAUGAAAGCAUUUAUACUAACAUAUAUUGCGGAUCUUUAUAACGCUGAUUAAAAGUGUUGAGGAUUUUUCUUCUUCCUUUGCUUGUCUAAUUUUUCCUUAUGGUCAUUCAUGGAUUGAGAAUUUUUUUCAUUUUUUAAUCUUAUAUUCUCAAGUAAUUUGUCAUCUCUUUCUAUCUUAAAAAUACAUUGAAUUAAUUCUGUGAAAUUUUAAAUAGGUAAUAUUAUGGACUCUAAUAUUGAUAUUACAUUAAGGAUGUUACAUAAUAAAGUUUAUUUUGAAUUAAACCUUGUAAUGUUAAAAUGAUAUCACUGCUUUCAUUUUUAUUAGUAUCUUUGGAACCGAUUUUCUGGUGUGAUUACCGAAUCCCCCCUUGUAUUCUUGUAAAGGAAGGUUCCGAAAAAUUUAACUGAAAUAGAGAAAUGAUAAAAGUAAAUUAUUUUAUUUCUUUGUCAUCAGGUUAUUGUUCUAAAAAAAGUUGCAGAAAAAUGCCUAUGAAGUUGUAUGCAGUUUUAUGCAUUUUUAAAAUGUAUAUGCAGUUUUAAAUUUUCCGAACUGCUGUACUUUGACAACAUAUUUAGAUAAAUAAAUUCGUUUAAAAAAAUGCAUAGAAAAUCUUAAAGGAAUUUUUCACAAAAUAAUAAUAGUCAUAUGAUAUAGAUUCUUCUUCCCAUUUACGUUCUUGCUAUUCUUUUGCAUGUACUGAUAUGAGAUAGUUUCUAAAUACUACAAUUUCUAUUUUUGAAUUUAAAUUUAGCAAUAAAUUUUUGUUAAUUAUAAAUUAUUCUCUUUCUAAUAUUCUAAAAAAAUUAUUAGUAGUUUUUAAGAUGAUAGCACAACUUAAAUUUUCUGCUACCAUCAUGUUGAAUGUCCACCUAAUGAGUGGCGAAGAAUGUCUCAAUUUAGGUUAGAAAAUUUGAAUUAGAAGACAUACUAUAGAAAUAUUUUUCAAGAAAUAAAUCGGAUCAGAUCAUAUAUAAAAUGUAUUCAUCUCUUUAGCACUUAGAGGGGAAAGUGAUGUGAUAAUGUAGUGUUGUAAGAAAUAACUUUUAAAGAAUUGUGUGAUAUUUAUGCACAGUUUAAAAACUAUUUCAUACAUUGUGGGACCUGAGAUAAAUCUUUUCUGAAGAAGAUAGCUUUUUGGCAAUUCUUUUAAUUAGUUUGUUGCAAGAAAUAAUUUUAAGCUAUUUGCAUUUUUUUUUUUAUUACCGCAGUGUAAUCACUAUUUUUUAGAUUGAGUUUUAAAGUAGCCCUUUAGAUUUAAUCUCCCCUUUGAUGUGUUUUGGUAUAUUUUUAAAUUAUGUUUUGUAUUAAUGCAACUGUUAAUUAUAAAUCCUUAAACAACAUUUUUCUAAACUUUAAAUUGCAUAAGAAUAGUAUUUUUUUUUUAUUGUACGUAAUUUCGAAAUGCAAUCGAGUAGUGCUUUAAGUAUUAAUUUUUUUAUUCCUAAUAUCUUCACUAUUUACAAUCUAAUGAAAUAUACAAGUUAUAUUUUCUCAGUAAAAUGUACUAACCACAUAACAUAUGUAUAAUUCCUAUGAUAUAUAGACUAAAAAUUUAGUGUUGUAAAAAGUAAGAAAAAAAACUGAUUCUUGUAUCCUUCCUCAAUUCAUAUUAUUCUUAAUUAAUAUAUUUUCCUAUAUUUUUAAGAUGAAUUCUUAAUUCAGUUACUAUUCUUCCUUUAUGUUUUUCAUAUGUUAUUUUUUAUUUGAUAUUUGUAAUAGGAAUAUGUUUUAUUGGUGUGGUAUUGAGGGUGUGUAUUUUCCCCUGGUAUUUUGUGUUUAAUUCAUCUUUUGUUGUAUUCAUUAGUCAUUGUUGUAUUUUUUCAUUUUUAUGGAUAAAGAUUUUUUGUGAUUCAUUUCAAGUAUUCCUCCUUUCAGUCGGAAAAACAUAAAAGUUAUUGUAUAUAUAAAGUUUUGAAUAUUUGUAUCACCUUCAUUUAUUUCAUUUGUAUUUCGUUUCUCUUAUAUUUUAUUUCUUAUCAUAUUAUUUGUUUAUUUAUUAGUUGUGGUUAAAUAUCUGAUAUGCAUCCUAAAGCUUUGCAUAAGAUUAAAGCUGAAGAAUGUUUGCCGUUUAUUGUACCUCUAUUUCUGUCAUGUAAGUUUUUAAGAGGUUUUUGAAAAGUGCCAUUAUUAGCAAUCAUAUAAAUGAUCAUUUUCAAACAAUUUUCACUGAGUGAUAAUUGAAAUGAGCUAGCUGUUCAUAGUUCAGCUUGGAUAACUUGAUUGCCUCUUCUUAAGUGAUGGUUAUCUACAUAUUGUGUAGUUCAUGGUAAGAUCGUAAGGUAGAGUGGAUCAAUAAAUUUCAAGAACGUGUAGCGAGUAAAGAAGAUAGCGAGAUAAGAAGUUCACUUUAUUUUCUUAAGAAUAAUUUGUAUUUUGAAAUGCGAGAUCUAAGUAGUUGGGUAACUUGUGUUUUUAUUUUUGCUAUUUCUGAAAACAUUUAUUUUGUUAACGGUUUUAUCAGUAAUGAAUGUAAAUUAUUUAUUAUUGAAUAAAAGGUACUGAUAAAUA